Vigna umbellata (rice bean) is the source of this 1865-nucleotide messenger RNA. The record is from RefSeq and is a predicted model, not a curated record. NCBI's taxonomy places the organism in Eukaryota, Viridiplantae, Streptophyta, Magnoliopsida, Fabales, Fabaceae.
CCCACACUCAUAGGCCAAACCAUCCACAUUUAUAACCCUAUCAUUCGUGCAUGCACAAACAAUUUCUCGUUUUCGAUAUGGCCAUGUUUCUUCUCUAUGCAACCUUAUUAGCAUCAUUCCUUUGCUCCCUAUACUUCUUCCAUCGCAGAACACAAUGCAUACACCCCCUCUUGAGAGAUUACUUCAUUCUCGGCAUGCUACCGCCGGUGCUCUUCAACCUGUGGAGGAUCCAUGAUUUUAUCACUGAGGUUCUGAAACUUCGUGGUGGCACCGGGGAGUUCAAAGGGCCAUGGUUCACCAAAAUGAACUAUUUGAUCACUUGUGACUCCCUCAACGUGCAACACAUGCUGUGCAAGCGCUUCGACAACUACAUCAAGGGACCCGAGUUUCGUGAGAUUUUCGAACCCUUCGGAGAUGGGGUUGUCACUGCCGAUUCAGAGACAUGGAAGUACUUCAGAACCGUUCUCCAUUCUUUGAUCAAACAAAGAAGGUUCGAAAUGUUUGUUGAUCAAACAGUUCAGAAGAAAGUGUACACAAGCCUGCUUCCGAUAUUGGAUCAUGCACAACAACAAGGAAGAGUGGUGGAUCUUCAGGAUAUCUUCAACCGAUUCACAUUCGAUAACAUAUGCUCCACAAUCGUAGGACACGAUCCUAAGUGUCUUUCCAUUGACUUUCCCGAAGUUGCGAUCGAAAAGGCUUUUAAUGAGUGUGAAGAGUCGAUAUUCUACAGACACGUAGUGCCGGGAAGUGUUUGGAAGCUCCAAAAAUGGCUCAAAAUUGGUCAAGAGAAGAAGAUGACAGAGGCGUGCAGAACGUUUGACGAUUUCAUAUAUUCAUGCAUAGCGUCCAAGCGAGAAGAGUUAAGCAAGUGCAGCAGAGAAGAAACGGAGGAAGCUCCUUUUGACUUGCUUACUGCUUUGAUCACAGAAGAGAGAGGACGUUUGCAUGAUGACAAGUUUCUAAGAGAUGAUGCGUUUAACUUCUUUGUUGCAGGGAGAGAAACCAUGACUUCAGCUCUUACGUGGUUCUUUUGGCUUAUUGCUAAACACCCUUUAGUGGAAGCCAAGAUUCUUGAAGAGAUCAGAGAUCAUUUUAAGACAGAUGAAAAGAAAAACGAUGACUGUCGUGACCAAGGUUUUCAUGAGGACCAUCAUGAUCAUAAUCUUGAUCAAGAACAGUAUCUGGAGAAAUCUCUAUCUGGGAAAGUUUUGGGCAUGCAAGAGGUGAAAAAGCUGGUUUAUCUGCAUGGUGCUUUGUGUGAAGCUCUGAGACUUUUCCCUCCAGUACCCAUUGAACGGAAGCAAGCAGUUAAAGCCGACACUCUUCCAAGUGGGCAUAGAGUAAAUGGCAAUACAAUGAUAAUGUUUUCUCUGUAUGCGAUGGGAAGGUGUGAAGAGAUAUGGGGAAAAGAUUGUUUGGAGUUCAAGCCAGAAAGAUGGAUAUCUGAGAGAGGAGAAAUAGUUUAUGCACCAGCUUACAAAUUCAUUGCUUUUAAUGCAGGACCAAGAAUCUGUUUAGGUAAAGAUUUGGCGUUUCUCCAAAUGAAGAUGGUGGCUGCUGCUACUUUGAGGAAGUACUGUUUCAAAGUGGUGGAAGAUCAUGUUGCAACUCCAACACAUUCCAUUGUUCUUCUCAUGAAGAACGGUUUGAAGGCUAGGAUAAUGAAAAGAGAAGUUUGAUGCAACAAAAUCUCCAAUGAACUUGUCGGGUUGUUUAUUUUCUAUUUUUAAGUUAGACAAAUCCGUGACAUUUGAUGGUAAAAGUACGUUAUACAAUGAAAGUGUGCUUAUUUGGAUACAGUGUAAGGAUGUUUUAUUAUGUAUUCAAUAAUUUUACAGUUAAAUGUAUUUACUGGGGUGAGAAAA